AUGGAUACGGAGUCUACGAGGAUUUGGCGUCUAAAUGUCACGGGAGUAAGAGACCCAAAGAGCACCUGUGUAUAUAAGGACCCUGUCUGGGAUGCCUCGACACACCUCCAUCAUCUGUUCGAGGUCUCGCACACGGAAGAAACGCUGCAUAACGUCACCAUGCGCUGUCUCUUGCUGUCUCUGGCGGUCAUCCUCUCGUGUAUAUGUGGAGGCUGCCUCUCCGAAGACGUUUCUGUGGUUAGGGAGCUCGGAGGUCACAUCCAGCCUAAAGAGGGUGAGUUCCGCGCACCACACCUGUCUUGGGGCAAGGGAGGUCACAUCCAGCCUAAAGAGGGUGAGUUCCGCGCACCACACCUGUCUUGGGGCAAGGGAGGUCACGUCCAGCCUAAAGAGGAUGGUCUUCCAUGCGGGGAUUACACGAUGUCUGCCGGAAAUGUCGCAGUCAUCAAGUCAAAGAACUACCCCAGCAACUACCCCAACAGACAUAACUGCUAUUGGACGUUCGAGACCACUGACGAUUCCACGUUGUCUUUUUCUUGUCAAGAUUUCAAAUUGAGGCUAUCUUCGCAAUGCAGAGGAGACUUCUUACACAUUACGGACUUCGCUUCAACAAACGAAAAAUACUGUGGCAGUGAAGUCGAUUCUUUAAGUGGCAUGGAAGGCUACGUUCAAAUCCGAUUCAAGACCAAUAGGCGAGGGACUGAAAGAGGCUUCUCGUGCACAAUAACAGCGUCAUCAGCUGACACAGAAGUAACGAACGAAGGCAACACUAGCACCGAGGCAAGUUCCCAAACCACCACCGAGACAAGUUCCAGUCCGUGCAAUUGUGGCAAGCGCAACACUGUUUCACGAAUUGUGGGCGGCGAAACAACAACCACACACGAGUACCCGUGGCAGGUAGCGCUCGUCUCAAAGUCUGGGAGCAGACCCUACUGCGGCGGCUCGGUUAUCUCCGCACAGUGGAUUCUGACCGCCGCGCAUUGUGUUGACAGGAACACCGCCUCAGGUUCAGAUGUAGUCGUUGGGGAACAUGACUGGUCCACAUCCGGGGAGACUUCGGCCACGAAGAGGCUGAGCAUCGCUCAGGUCAUUAGCCACCCCAGUUACAGCUCCUCGACAUACGACAAUGACAUAGCACUGCUGAAGCUGGCUCAACCUCUCACCUUCCAAAAUGACAACAAGGUCGCCCCGGUGUGCCUUCCAACACCUGGCGAACUCUACGAGGCCGUGGACGCCACCAUCACCGGCUGGGGCACGCUCGCGUCAGGAGGAUCACAGCCGAACAAGCUUAACGAAGUGACGGUACCCACCAUGACCAACGCAGCGUGCAAGGCAACGGGCUACGAUAACAACGAAAUCACCGCAAAUAUGAUCUGCGCUGGACUGUCUCAGGGAGGAAAAGACUCUUGCCAGGGAGAUUCUGGCGGCCCUAUGGUGGCAGGCUCAGGCAACAUGCAGCAAAUCGGGAUUGUGUCCUGGGGAUACGGCUGUGCCGCUGCAGGGUAUCCCGGCGUCUACACCAGAGUCAGCAACUAUGUUUCGUGGAUCCAAAGCAACACGGCUGGAUCUCAAACCUGCCGAUCCGCGUGAACACCUCCGCUUUAGGGUCUGCUGCCUGAUGUCUCGCCGCGGUUAUUACUGUAAUGCAUCACUGGUGUACUUGCAACACAUGUAUCCUGUAAUACAUCACUGGUGUACUUCUAACACAUGUAUCCUGUAAUGCAUCACUGGUGUACUUGCAAUACAUGUAUCCUGUAAUGCAUCAAUGGUGUACUUGCACUACAUGUAUCCUGUAAUGCAUCAAUGGUGUACUUCUAACACAUGUAUCCUGUAAUGCAUCACUGGUGUACUUGCAAUACAUGUAUCCUGUAAUGCAUCAAUGGUGUACUUCUAACACAUGUAUCCUGUAAUGCAUCACUGGUGUACUUGCAAUACAUGUAUCCUGUAAUGCAUCACUGGUGUACUUGCAAUACAUGUAUCCUGUAAUGCAUCAAUGGUGUACUUGCACUACAUGUAUCCUGUAAUGCAUCACUGGUGUACUUGCACUACAUGUAUCCUGUAAUGCAUCAAUGGUGUACUUCUAACACAUGUAUCCUGUAAUGCAUCACUGGUGUACUUGCACUACAUGUAUCCUGUAAUGCAUCAAUGGUGUACUUGCAACACAUGUAUCCUGUAAUGCAUCACUGGUGUACUUGCAACACAUGUAUCCUGUAAUGCAUCGCUAAUGUUCUUCCAAUAAACGCAUCAUGUUA
This is a messenger RNA of Eriocheir sinensis (Chinese mitten crab), 2252 nucleotides long. RefSeq names its product ovochymase-1-like. Gene Ontology annotation, biological process: proteolysis. The record is from RefSeq and is a predicted model, not a curated record. Gene Ontology annotation, molecular function: serine-type endopeptidase activity. The coding region runs from base 1 to 1590 and encodes 529 amino acids. NCBI's taxonomy places the organism in Eukaryota, Metazoa, Arthropoda, Malacostraca, Decapoda, Varunidae. The transcript is spliced from 14 exons.